AUGAUACGCAAAGGAAAAGAGACGAGUGCCUCCGUGUGCUUGGCUGCCGCAGUGAUUCUUACGUGUUGUUUGGUGCAAACGAUAGAUUGUUACCGAUUGAGGAAAACCGAGAGAAGAGAAGGACGAAAAGAAGCUGAUGCAACCAAAGAAACUGCCUUUCAAGGGGGGAGAAUCGUUUUCGGGAGAAGUUUUGAGGAAGCAUCCGGCCUUGACCCACAGGUGAUCCAAGGGACCAAGAAAUCUUCGUCAAACUCCUCCACAGAGGAUGAUGCUGCCUAUCAAGCUGACUUUGCAGGUAAAGUCUUGAGUUCUCCCUAUAAAUUCAUCUAAGUGUUUGUUUGGUUUAAAUUGCAUAUUAUAUUAAUGUGCGCAUUGCUUCUUCUUAGGGUGGUCAAAGGGAUACAUGCAAGAUACUGGCAGCAAAGAAGCAUUAUGGAAGCGCAUGGCGCCGUCCCUGCAGUGUGGUGGGGACCAGUUGAAGUUCAGAGCUGUGGGACCAGGUGUCUCACAAUUUACAGUGGAACGCGGUAAUGAGCCUAAUAAAUUAUUUGUUUUUUUUUAAUUUUCUAAUCACUUCCUAGUAUCACCUGUUCAAUGUUGGCACUCACUGAGAAUUUCUCCACCCAGGGAAUGCACCACCAAUGCCUUUGUCGCAGGUCCCGUCCACCUGUGGCUACAACAUGCAGAGGAACCCUUUUGCACUAGAUAUGUCUGUCCCCUAUGAUGGCUGCAACAUGGUUCAAGAGGUAAUGUUUCCUGAAAUGUAAUAUAAUCUUGCUCUAGUCAUACUGGAGUGAAGAGAGGUGGUAACUUAAAAAUCUGGCAAAGUUAAAUGUUUGGGCUUGGAUAUAAAACUAAGUGUUUAAGACACGAGAGAGCGUAUGCAUUUGUCAUUGCCAUUGUCGCCAGCUCAUUGUUUUUAAACUGAUAGUGUAUUGCUUGGUUUUGUCAUGCUAUAACACAUUGGUCAACAAUUGAAAAUUGGUUUCUAAUUUGCUUUCUCUUUGCUUCAAAGGGUGGGAAUUAUGUGCUCCCAAUGCGUUGGCAGGGAAUUCCUGUUUCUCUCUGGUGUCCCAAAUCUGCAGCUCCUGCACCUCAGACACCUCUUCAUCCUUCAUAUCAGCAAAUGCCCCAGAUGCCUGUCUUUCCACAAUAUGGCAUGCAUCCAUAUUCCUCACAUCCCAAAGCUCUUCCAUCCUAUUACUAUCCACAGUAUCCUCAGGUUCCACAGUAUCCUCAGCACCCUCAGGUUCCACAGCAUCCCCAGGUUCCACAGGUUCCACAGAAUCCUCAGCACCCUCAGGUUCCUCAGAAUCCUCAGCACCCUCAGAAUCCUCAGCACCCUCAGGUUCCUCAGGUUCCUCAGGUUCCUCAGGUUCCUCAGAAUCCUCAGGUUCCUCAGGUUCCUCAGAAUCCUCAGGUUCCUCAGAAUCCUCAGGUUCCUCAGAAUCCUCAGGUUCCUCAGCACCCUCAGGUUCCUCAGCACCCUUCAAAGGGGGUCACCACCACCACCACCACAACCACUCCAGCAAAACCACAUCAGCCCCCAAUGUAUCCUUAUCCUUUCUACCCGAUGUACUACCCUCCCUUCCAGUUGCCUACAACAACCGCCGCACCCAAAACUCAAUCCUCCACCACACCCACAACGACUCAAUCUACAACUACCCAAGCUGCAACCACUCAGUCAACUACAACCAAAGAAGCUGCCAAACAGCCACCACAGUUUCCACCAUUUUUUCCUAUCUAUCCUCCUUUCUACCCUCCUUUUGUCCCUCCCUAUCCCCAGUAUCCAACUCCUAAAACUACUACGACAACACCUACCACUACUACAACCACCACCACCAAAGCUCCUACCACAGAUGCCCCGAAAACUCCAUCACCUGCAGGCCUGCCACCAAAUUUCUAUCCUCCUGUCCCUGGACCUCCCUUUCCAUUCCUACCCUUCCCACCCAACUUCCCUCUAUUUUACCCUCGCCCUCCAGUUUAA
Xyrichtys novacula (pearly razorfish) is the source of this 1987-nucleotide messenger RNA. The record is from the annotation of a GenBank genome assembly. Lineage: Eukaryota; Metazoa; Chordata; Actinopteri; Labriformes; Labridae.